Capronia epimyces CBS 606.96 is the source of this 2898-nucleotide messenger RNA. RefSeq lists its product as uncharacterized. The transcript has 5 exons. Gene Ontology annotation, cellular component: plasma membrane. Lineage: Eukaryota; Fungi; Ascomycota; Eurotiomycetes; Chaetothyriales; Herpotrichiellaceae. The record is from RefSeq and is a predicted model, not a curated record. Gene Ontology annotation, molecular function: GTPase activity; GTP binding; guanyl-nucleotide exchange factor activity. Bases 1 to 2898 code for a protein of 965 amino acids. Gene Ontology annotation, biological process: positive regulation of GTPase activity; Ras protein signal transduction.
AUGGAUAGCCGAAACGCCAGGUAUCGCUCGCUCGACCCCAAGGCUGCUGUAUCGCCGCCUCGGACCCGCGAGAGGCAUAACUCAGCUCCCUCGGUUGAUAACCGACGGAGAGAGCAACAUCCCCGACGCCCGUCAGUCGCUUCCAGACCAUUAGAUGCCACUUACCGCAGCUCCAAAACCGGGUCUCGUGAUGCAACUCGAACCUCGCCCGAAAGAAGGACCACGACCCGGCACUCCGGUCGACCCUCUGCCACGGACUACUCCUCGGGGGCAAAGCCAGCCAACAUGACCAGUCACUCUGACCUCAAGCCACCCAUCAAUAUUUUGGUCGUGGGCGCUCGGGGUUGUGGCAAGACCUCCUUUAUCAGAACCGUCGCCCAGGGACAGGGCUCUUCGUCUGUAACCCAGGUCGCUGUCAAAGACCAAUCAUAUCGUGUACACUUUAUCGAGCUGUCGCUCGACGACAUUGAUUUCAGUAGCGGACGAAGGAUAGAAUGGCCCCCCUACGUCAACGGGUCCCCGUUUCCAGAGCUUGACGGAGUCUUUUGUCUCUAUGACGUCUCGGACAGGGAAAGCGUCGCUGAUGUCCCUACAGCGUUGACUUCCAUGGCCAACAGUGGACUGUCUUGUAUGCUGCUUGCUUCCAAGUGCGACGUAAAGCAGGAGUCUCGUCAGAUCAGUUCCAAGUUUCACGAGCAGAUUCGCCGCAGUCUAGCGAACGUCGCUAUAGCCGAGGUAUCUGUCAAGUCUCCUGAGGGUGCCCAACUUUGUCUGUUGGCCAUGCUGGACAGAGUCAGUACCUCUCCUCGGGCAUCCGUUCGAACGAGCGGAUCAUCACAUGCCUCCAGCCGGUCUCUGGGUAGCCAGCGUGCCGUUUCCAGGGAUCCGUCACCGAGGAAAAAUAGAAGCCGUAGCCGAUCGAAUAACCGCUUACAGAGUUCCAAAUCCAAGGAGCUUUUGCUGAACCUUUCGGCCCGUCCAGCUAUCAUUGAGUCAGCCGACGAAGAAAGCGAGGCGUCGCCUGUGGAAGAUGUAGUUUCCCCCGGUCGAAAGACGAAACUUCGCCUGGACACUUCGGCAGCUUCCAGACACCAACGUCGACCUGCAGGACCCCAUACGCCUGUCUCAUCAGGCGAUUUCACUAACCAACCGGUGCCUCUUGCGGAUCCCUUCACGAUGCCGGUCCCCGAAACCCCCGACUCUUACUAUGUGAAGUCCAUGCUUCGUCCCGCUUCAUCUGGAACCCCCAACAAUCGAGCCUAUCAAACCUUUCUCAACAUGGAUGAAGAUCCGAACGAGCUCUCUCCACGCACGGAGGUUGACAGUAUGGCGCCAACUUUGACCGACUCGGCAACGAAGUUGACACUCGAUUACAACAAGCAAGAGUCUGGCGUACCGUUCACGGAGCUUGUGGAAAAGUUGCUGGCAUUGCCCGCUAAUAAGACCGACUCCAAAUUUGUCCCCUCGUUCCUGUGUCUGUACCGUGCAUUUGCGACGCCUCGACAACUGCUUGUGGCCAUCAUCGAUCAAUUCAUGAAGGUCGAGCAGAGCAAGAUGGUUCAUUUCAGCAAGGUAGCUGAAAUGCUGCGGUACCUAUCAGUGUUAGCUCAAUGGACCGCUAACUAUCCUGGGGAUUUUGCUCUUGGACCGGCUCGGAACGUUGCCGUCCCUUUCGUGCAGAGCAUUGAGAAGAGUAAAGUGUUUGCCCCUGCCGCCCGAGAAAUCAGCAAUAAUCUGGACACGAUUGUUCCAGAUGAAGAUGCGGACUGGGCAUAUACGGAGGCCGGAAGCACCUCGGAUGGGAAACGCAGUAAGAAGCCGUCGUCCUCUACGACCUCCCUUCCGUCGUUGAGCAACGAAAGAGGUACGAAACUCGACCAGAAGCCCCGACGAGACGCUAGCGACAGCGGGGAAGACGCCGAUUCUACUGCACGUGGCCCGAAUGCUCCUUCGUCGUCGUCGUCGUCGUCGGGUCUUCCAAAAUCGAGUAACACGUCCAGCCAAUCAUACACGAAUCACUUGCAACUGCGCAAUGCAAAAGCACGAGCCGAAAAAUACAAAGUAACCCCAGAAAUCCGUCUGAGCAAGUUCCAGUGGCAUCAAUUCAUGGAAACUCCUGUUGAAGAGCUUGCUCACGAAAUCACCCGCAUUGACUGGACCAUGUUUUCUGCAAUCAGGCCACGGGAUUUUGUUCGGCACGCGUGGCUUUCCACCAAAGAGAAGAGCAAGUCUCAUGCUGGCGACAAUAUCAGUGCCAUGGUCAGGCAUUUCAACCAUUUGGCAUUGUUUGUUUCCGGUAUGAUAUUACUGCGAGAUAAGCCGAAGCAUCGGGCCAGGGCUUUAGAAAAAUUUAUGGCGCUGGCAUGGAAGGUGCGGCAGCUGAAUAAUUACAACUCUCUAGGUGCAAUAGUGGCGGGAAUCACUGGCCAUGAGGUCGCACGUCUUGCUGCUACACACGAGCUGAUAUCUCCUGACGUCCAGAAGCAAUUCCUGCGCUUGACCAUUCUGAUGGGACUCCCGAAAUCGCACGCUGCGUAUCGAAUGGCUUGGGACAAUUCGGGCCGUGAACGGAUUCCUUUCCUACCGCUGGUGCGGCAGGACCUCACCAUGGCCGCUUCGGCAAACCCCACAUUCAUCGGCACGAACGUUAACUGGAAAAAGUUUGAGAUUAUGGGAGAGGUGAUCGUGGGUCUCCAGAAAAGUCUGCAGGAGCAUUAUACCUUUCCGCAACGAACUUCUCGCACUGAGGAGACGGUCAAACUAGUCUUGGAGACCAAGAUUGUGGACGAACCCGAGGACUCUGCCGAUCCUCGCAGUGAGCUAUACGAUCGAAGCGUGCAGGUUGAACCACAAACUGGAGUUGAUACCCGGAAAAAGUUUGAUUGGCUGCGGCGCUGA